CUUCUAUGGGUGGUGACGUGCUGUGACGUCAUCAAGAUGGAACGUCGGCCCGCUGUGCUGCGUCGGAAUCUAUGGUCCCAUCAGCUGUUUGUGAAGCUGCAGCUCCCGGCAUGCAUUGCGGCCCCCGAUGGCAUGCUGGGAAGUGUAGUUUGACAUCAGCUGACAGAUCUUUAUGCCAUUGAGUCUUAGCCCGCUGCCCACCCCCAGUCACAUGUGUGGACAUGAUCGUGGGUACAUAGGGUCACGGUGCUCAGCCAGCGGGGAGGAGCCCGGCACGACUGAAACGUGUUAUUUUUCUGUAUCCCCCCCCUUAUCUGUGCCAAGAUGGCGUCCAUACAAGCUGCCAAGCGGGCGCUCAGGGCUCAGCUGAAGCAGAAGCUAGCGGCCCUAAGCGACCUAGAGAAGCUUCAACAGUCCCAGGCAGUGACUCGGAAGUUACUCUCUCACCACCGCUACCAGAGCGCUAAGCGCAUUGCUGUUUUUCUGAAUAUGUCUGAUGAGAUCCAGACUGGAGACAUCAUACGUGACAUUUUCCGUCAAGACAAAUCUUGCUUUAUUCCACGUUACCAGCCUCGCAGUACACAUAUGGAUAUGGUGAGCCUCGGUUCACUGGAGGAAAUCAACCUGUUACCAGUAACCACAUGGAACGUACGCCAGCCUGGAGAAGAAGACUGCAGACAGGAGGCAUUGGCCACUGGAGGACUGGAUCUUGUGCUUGUACCAGGACUUGGAUUUGACGACAAAGGUCACCGUUUGGGAAGGGGUAAAGGCUAUUAUGAUACUUUCUUAGAGCGCUACAGUCGUCAUCUUUCUGACAAACCAUAUACCAUCGCUUUGGCUUUUCAAGAGCAGAUUUGUGACUCCAUCCCUGUAACGGAAAAUGAUUUUGAGAUAGAUGAAGUCAUCUGCGCCUGAGACCCGGAGAUGCUAAAGAAAUGACGACGUGAUAAUUUUCCAAUCUCGACAGCGUCUUGCCCUUAGAUCUUUCCUUCCUCUUCAUUUAACCACCGUUCAGUUGUACCUGCUAUCAGAAUAAAGCUAUGCUCCAUAUUCUCGAAACCUCAUUAGUCUCAU
This is a messenger RNA of Hyla sarda, 1074 nucleotides long. It is a transcript of the gene MTHFS, whose product is annotated as methenyltetrahydrofolate synthetase. NCBI's taxonomy places the organism in Eukaryota, Metazoa, Chordata, Amphibia, Anura, Hylidae. The record is from RefSeq and is a predicted model, not a curated record. Gene Ontology annotation, biological process: folic acid-containing compound biosynthetic process; tetrahydrofolate interconversion. The transcript has 3 exons. Gene Ontology annotation, cellular component: mitochondrion. Gene Ontology annotation, molecular function: 5-formyltetrahydrofolate cyclo-ligase activity. Bases 325 to 915 code for a protein of 196 amino acids.